UGAAUUUUUUUUAAGGUAGUUUAGUUUCAGUGAACUGAUUUUCAUUUUUGAUGGCUUGGUAUAAUAGGAAGAUGGUAGUUGUAAUUAAAGAUGGAAUGGCUAUUUGUUUGAAUUGUUCACCAGAAAGCUGUCCUAAAGAAUGUAGGAUAAGUCAAUUUUUUCCUCCUCCUUCUAGUCCUAUUAGAAGUGAAAAUCAUCCUAUGCCUUAUUUUUUUGUUAUUUUGCUUUGUGUUCUUGGGGCAAUGUUUGUGUUCAUUUGUUAUAUGAUUACUCUUAAGAAGUACAACAUGAAUAUGAGGAGAAGUGGUGAUAAUUUGAGUGGAAAUGAUGAUGGUUUUGUUGAUGAGUCAGAUAUGGAUCAUCCAAUUUGGUAUAUACAUACAGUUGGACUACCACGAUCUGUAAUUGAGUCGAUACCCGAGUUUAAGUAUAUAAAGAUUGAUUCUUUGAUUGAUGGGAUUGAUUGUUCUGUUUGUUUGAGUGAAUUUGAAGAAGAUGAGAGUCUUAGGUUGUUGCCUAAAUGUAGUCAUGCUUUUCAUGUGACUUGUAUUGAUACUUGGUUAAGUUCACAUAUGAAUUGCCCGGUUUGUCGUGCUCCUAUUGUGUCUGAUUUAAAUGCUGCAUUAGGGAUAAAUAAUGUGGAAGUUUCUUCAACUGAUGUGGAUAGUUCUAGUGGAGAUGAUGUGGAGAAUGAACGUAUGGCGAGUGAAAUGGAAAGUCAAGAAUUGGAUGAGGGGGGAAAUAUUGUUGCCUUGUCAAAUGAAGAAGGGGAAAUUGUGGGAUUUUUGGAGAAAGUUGUUGAUGAAAAGCCAAAGGGAUUAUGUAGUGAUUUAGCUGAGCAUCGAGCUAAAGGAAACAACGUAAUGCAUACAGAAAUGAGGUCAGUUUCAAUGGAUCCAUCAGCUGUUAUAGUGGUUCGUCGUGCUAUGAGUCAAAUGACUUUGGAUUAUAGCGGUGAAGGGUGUUCUAAUUCGAAAGAUCAACUUGCUGAAGCCUCAGCGAAGGCUGAAAAUUCUGAUGCAGCUGCAAAGAGAGGAAACAGAAAUUCGAGGUUAUAUGAAGCGAUGAAGUGUUCUUCCUUUGGUCGUUCGUUGCAAAAAGUGCCAAUUUGUUUGAAGAGGUCCUUCUCUAGUAGUGGCAAUCAAUCAAUGUAAGUGAAGCUUGUUUAAGACUAUGCUUUCUUGAAUUUCAAUAGGAGUUCAAGUUUUUGCAUUUGGAAAUGUAUCGAAAACAUAUUGGCAAAUAGUAUCCACAUAAUAAGAACUAAUGAACAGCUGAAUUGAGCUGAUUCACAAACUUCAAAAGAGA
Messenger RNA from Solanum stenotomum, 1308 nucleotides. Its product is annotated as RING-H2 finger protein ATL54-like. The record is from RefSeq and is a predicted model, not a curated record. Gene Ontology annotation, biological process: protein ubiquitination. The transcript has a single exon. NCBI's taxonomy places the organism in Eukaryota, Viridiplantae, Streptophyta, Magnoliopsida, Solanales, Solanaceae. Bases 51 to 1154 code for a protein of 367 amino acids. Gene Ontology annotation, molecular function: transferase activity.